UCUCGCUCCUUUGGCAGAAGAAAGCAAGCGACCUUGGUUACAAAAAAAUCAGAAAGGGAAAAGUUAUCUAGCUGUAGACCUUUCUUGUUCUCUCUCCAGGGGAAGAGGUGUGGGGAAGAAGAUGUCGGCGGCAGCGGAGCGAUUCGUCGUUGAAGGAGGAGAGGAGCAGCUACUUCAACAGCAUCCGAUUUACCACGUGCCCCAGCACGGCCGGAGGGAGAAGCUCCGGUUCCCGCCGGAGGACUCUCCACCACCCACCUCCUUACUGUUACUCCCCGAUGCCACCAUCGCUUCGCCGCUCUACCCCACCAGCACCCUCACCUCCUUCUUUCCGGCCUCUUCCUCCGCUUCUUCCUCGUCUUCCUCUACCUAUUAUUCGCAAAACUCUAACUACAAUAUCGCUUCCAGUACCCAAUUCUCGGGCCACACAUCCACUCUCUCUCUCCCAGCACACCAGCACCACCAGAUCUCCAACCAGGGCUUCUCUCUGUCCCUGUCUUCCUCUCCUUCCAACCCUCCACCCCCUCCUCGCCACCAGUCGGGCGUCGGAAUAAACCACGGGGUGCUGAGGAGCCCGGCUCCUCUCGGGCCAUUCACGGGCUACGCCACCGUCCUCAACCGCUCGAGGUUUUUCGAGCCUGCCCGGCAGCUUCUUGAAGAAAUAUGCGGUGCUGGCCGUAGAGCAGUAACAGCAGCUGAAGGAAGCAGCGCUGACGAUAUGCUUUUAGAUGCUGAUCCACCGGCCCCGUCGCCGAUGGAUCAUCGGAUGGAGCUGAACGACCGGAUCUCGAGCACGGAGCAGCAGUGGAAGAAGACCAGGCUUGUCUCCAUGCUUGAUGAGGUCUAUAGAAGGUACAAGCAAUACUAUCAACAGGUGCAAGCUGUCAUCACAUCUUUUGAAUCUGUAGCUGGCUUAAGUACCGCUUCGCCUUUUGCCUUCAUGGCCCUAAAGGCCAUGUCGAAACACUUCAGACGCCUCAGAAAUAUGAUUGCUAAUCAGCUUCAUCACACAAACAAGGUCCUUGGAAAAGAAAGCCUCGGUAGUGAAGAAACUCCAAGCUAUGGGCUCACUAACAAUGGUGUUUGUAUUCAACGAAUGAUAAACAACUCAGGUACCUUUAGCCAGCCGCAUGUUUGGCGACCUCAGAGAGGACUCCCUGAAUGUGCUGUUGCUGUCCUACGUGCGUGGCUUUUUGAACACUUCUUGCACCCAUAUCCUACUGAUACUGACAAGCAGAUGUUGGCUAAACAAACAGGUCUCACAAGAAAUCAGGUUUCAAACUGGUUUAUUAAUGCGAGGGUAAGACUUUGGAAACCAAUGGUUGAAGAAAUACACUCUCUUGAGAUGCAACAAUUACAUAAAGUUUCAGCGGGUGAUAAAAGCCGUGACCUUGAUGAGCAAACUAAGCUACAAUCAGCUUCUACUGCUGCUUCCCAUGAUUCUCAACCACCUCAAAGUGCUAAUACCCAAAAGAAUCAUCACCCAACAAGUAAAUGCAUUCAACAUGAUCGCACUCAGACGCCCAGCCAUACCCAAGAGCCAUUUAGCUUCGUAUAUGAUGUUUUACCUGGUCAUCAGCAUAUUGGAGUUGGUAUGAGUGUUGCUGCUGGGGGAAAUUCAGGUGUUUCGCUUACUCUUGGUCUCCGCCAAACCAACAAGGUUUGCUUGCAGGAGCCUCUUCCAUUGAAUGUUGUUCGUUGUUUUGGUCUUGAAGAGUGCAAUGAUGCUUACGUAAUGGGUGCAUUUGACGGGCAAGACCGGCAGUUUGGAAAGAACAUCGGUGGGCCGUUUGUUCAUGAUUUUGUUGGAUGAAAGUGCUUGUGUGAUAUCUGUUUAGCCAAGAUGGAGCAGCAGAAAAUUUUAGAUGUUAAGAAAUACCAAGAUAGGCCAAGAGUAUACUCAUUGGGUGCAGGGGACUCCAAUUCUUCAAGCUUUGUUUUAGAAGAUUUUAGCCUCGAUGGAGCAGAAGGUAUGCUAUUUUAUGCUCAAGCUUCCUAUUUUGUUAGAGACAUUAGUCAUGCCGCUGUUGCACAUGGACAUGAAAAUCUCACUUUAAAAGCUAUAGAUCACAAACCUCAUGACCUUGGAUGGCUAUUUGCGAGCAAUUACAUGCACAGAAAACAUUGGAAAGCGCGUGGCCCUUGCGUUUGCGCCGUUUAUGAGAACGGCUUCUAUUUGAUGGGUCGGGAAAAUCUAUAUUGAGUAGAUUUUGUCAUCGCGGAGGUCACGACCAAGUUUCCCGCUUUUAAUGCCUGCAUGUUUGCCUUCUGAUAUCCUAGGACCCCCUCGUCCAAAACAAGUCGGACGUGUCUCAUAUUUUUCAAAAAAUAUUAAGCAUUCAUUGUCAAACUUGGCCUUCAUGGCCAUGUAUCUGCUGCUGCUGCUGCGCUAAUUUC
Molecule: messenger RNA, 2397 nt
Organism: Phoenix dactylifera (date palm)
Lineage: Eukaryota; Viridiplantae; Streptophyta; Magnoliopsida; Arecales; Arecaceae
Source: RefSeq, a predicted model, not a curated record